AUGCUUCCUGUCCGUGGCUGCGGCAAGCCGAACGAGGGCGACAUCACCUCCCUCGCCACCCAAACAGUGAGGCGACACUUCGCCUGUGGUUACCUACUGUAUCCAGAGCUCCCGUACAUCGGUGAGACCCGACGGAGAUUCGGAGACCGCUUCGUCGAGCACCAGGAAGAGCGUUACGAGGCCCGCUAUCAGGAUCUCGCAGACAACAUCUUGAAGUUGUUUCCUGAUGCGGAUGUUUCUGGAGAUGUUGGGAGGAAAGGCACCUUUGAGAUUCAAAUCAAUGGCCAGCUAGUCUUCUCCAAACUGGAAACGAAAGGGUUUCCUUACGAAAAUGACAUCCUCAGCGCCAUUGAGAAGGCUAGCCAAGGCACAGACGUCCAAAAGAUCGAAAACAGCCGUCCUCCAUGCAUCAUUCUAUAAACUCUUUCCUCUUCCUCCUCCUCCUCCUGGGUUUUAUAACCUGCUCUACCCUCGGCUCUUAACCCAUGCUUAGUGGGCGGCGUGGAAUUGGUAAAUCAAAUCACAGCACGGGGACAGUCCCUCUGCCCGCCAUUUUGUACCAAGCCAAUUAAAUCAGUGAUCAAAUGUCCAACUAAACUAAUCCUUUCUGCCUACAUAAUGUCCAUAACCCUCUAUUUUCCUCACAUUCAUGUCCCUAAUGUAUCUGCCUCUAUCGCCAGGCACCAGUGUUUUUUUUUUAAAAUUACUCAAGUAGACUUGACCUUCACACCUCCUUUGAAAUUACCCCCUCUCACUUUAAACAUGCCCUCUGGGGGGGGGGGGGGAGAAAACGUGCUCCUUGUCUAUCCUAUAAACCUCCAUCAGAUCUCCCCUCGGCCUCUGCGUCUCGGCCCGAAACGUCGACAGUGCUUCUCCCUGCAGAUGCUGCCUGGCCCGAUGUGUCCCACCAGCGUUCUGUGUGCGUUGUUUGAAUUUCCAGCAUCUGCAGACUUCCUCCUGUUUGCAAGGUUGUCUGGCCUCUCCUUGCAGUGCAUGUCCUCUAAAGCAGGCAGCAUCCUGGGGAAACCUCUUCUGCCCUCCCCUCUCCAAAGCCUCAACACCCUUCCUUUAGCAGGGGCGACCUGAACUGGCCUGACCAGAGCUGCCACAAAACUUCCUGACUUUUGAACUCACUGCCUCGACUAUUAAAGGCAGGCUUGCCAUGUGCCUUCUGAACCACCCUAUCGACCUGUGUAGCCCCUUUCAGGGACCCCCAAGAUCCCUCUGCUCUGUUCAGUGUCUUUUGCCUCUUCUGUUGCCUUGCAACACCUCACACUUGGCCAGGUUAAACCGAUCCCUGCCGUUUCUCUGCCCAUAUCUGCGACUGACCGAUACCCUGCUGUGUCCUUUGCCAGUCUUGUGCUGGGUUCACAUUGAUUGUCCUGUGGGGUGGGGGGUGAAGACAGACCGGUGUCCAGCCUGUGCAGAACCUGUGCGUACUCCGCCUGCCUCCCUGAUUUCUCGCUGAGGACUUUUCUGAAAGAACCGCCUUUUCAUCGGAAGUUUUUGGCGCGCUGCGUACACGGAAUCGGUUUCUGUGAAUGACUAUUUUAACUGAAAGACGUGGUUAAAAUAAGAGAAAAAUAAAAGAAACCUAUUCCAACCAGGGCAGCAAGUCACUAACUUCAGAACGAAGGUUUCUGUCUUUUUUUUUACAAACGAUUGUGAUUUGAAUCUGUUUGUGAUCUAUCAACUAAUAUGAUUAAAAUAUUUGCACUCUCUAA
Molecule: messenger RNA, 1724 nt
Organism: Hypanus sabinus (Atlantic stingray)
Lineage: Eukaryota; Metazoa; Chordata; Chondrichthyes; Myliobatiformes; Dasyatidae
Product: migration and invasion enhancer 1-like
Exons: 5
Coding region: 1-420 (139 amino acids)
Biological process (GO): positive regulation of filopodium assembly; negative regulation of apoptotic process
Source: RefSeq, a predicted model, not a curated record